Naegleria lovaniensis is the source of this 996-nucleotide messenger RNA. RefSeq lists its product as uncharacterized. Gene Ontology annotation, molecular function: alpha-1,2-mannosyltransferase activity. Gene Ontology annotation, cellular component: Golgi apparatus; membrane. Bases 1 to 996 code for a protein of 331 amino acids. Gene Ontology annotation, biological process: protein N-linked glycosylation; cell wall mannoprotein biosynthetic process. Lineage: Eukaryota; Heterolobosea; Eutetramitea; Acrasida; Naegleriidae. The transcript has a single exon. The record is from RefSeq and is a predicted model, not a curated record.
AUGGACAAGUUUCAAGGCUUAAUAUUGUUUCUGCUGCUCAUGUUCAUCACUUCGUAUUGGUUGUUCUAUGGAACGUUUAAGGACGGUGUUAAAAUGUAUAGGGAAAGCCAUUUGUCCUUGCAAUCAAAAGAGAAUCGUGUUUCCGUUGAACAAACGAAUACUUUUCCGAUAACAAGCAACAACCAUGUAACCAUACCUCUCAAAAAGAAAGGAGUGAUCGUAUAUCUUCUCCAUGAGAAUGAAAUAUCUAAUUAUUUAAGGAGCAUUGAGCUGUUACACAAAAAUUUCAAUAUGAAAUACAAAUAUCCCAUAUUAGUAUUUUAUGAAAAAUCUCUAAAAGAAGAAUCAUUGAAUCAGGUAAAGCUUAUGACAAAAUCUAUCGCGUCGGAAGUUCCAUUAGAGUACUAUUACAUAAAAUUUGAAAUACCUUCUCAUUGGGAUCCAGUGAAGCAGCCAGUCAAAGUACAAUGGUCUCUAGGCUACAAAUGCAUGAUCCGAUUUUACUUUAAGGAAAUUUUUGAAUUACCAGUGAUUCAACAAUAUGAAUACUAUUGGAGGCUUGACACCGAUUCUUUUAUAUUAGAAGAAAUGAGCUAUGAUCCGUUUGAAAAGAUGAAAGCAAAUAACUAUGCAUACGGAACCAUUGCACUUGAUGAAGAUGCAGGACCGGUUGUUGCAGGUAUGACAACAAUGGUUCAAGAAUAUAUAAAUACAAGACCUACCAACGCUUCUCUCAAUUCUUACACUCCAAAUACCAGGAUGGUAUAUAAUAAUUUUGAGGUGGUACAAAUAGACCGAUUCUUGGAUCACAGGGUUUUAGAUUUUGUGGAUUACAUUGACAAAUCCAAUAAUAUUUUCAUUCGAAGAUGGGGAGAUGCACCGUUGCGAUUUGCAGAGUUGAACCUUUUCUUUGAUUGGAAAAAAGAAGUACAUAUAUUUUGUGACAUCAAAUAUGAGCAUUCACACCACAGUAAAAUCAUUUAUAACAAGUGUUAA